CGAAAAUUCCUGAAGCGGCACCGGCGGCUUCCGGAAGCCAGCCGCGGCCUGUACAGUAGCGCCGGCGAUUGGCGUGGUGAUUCCCACUUAGUCCCGGCGGUGUGCGUUUCACCUAGGCAACGGAAUGGCGCUUCUGUGUUACAACCGCGGCUGUGGCCAGCGUUUCGACCCCGAGGCUAACGCGGACGAUGCUUGCACAUACCACCCCGGUGUACCUGUAUUUCAUGAUGCCCUAAAGGGUUGGUCUUGCUGUAAGAGAAGAACAACUGAUUUCUCUGACUUCUUAAGCAUUGUAGGUUGCACAAAAGGUAGGCAUAACAGUGAGAAGCCACCUGAACCAGUCAAGCCUGAAGUCAAGACUACAGAGAAGAAGGAACUAUCUGAAUUAAAACCCAAAUUUCAGGAACACAUCAUUCAAGCCCCUAAACCAGUAGAAGCAAUAAAAAGGCCAAGCCCAGAUGAGCCAAUGACAAACUUGGAAUUAAAAAUAUCUGCCUCCCUAAAACAAGCACUUGAUAAACUUAAACUGUCAUCAGGGAAUGAAGAAGAAAAGAAAGAAGAAGACAGUGAUGAAAUUAAGAUUGGGACUUCUUGUAAAAAUGGAGGGUGUUCAAAGACAUACCAGGGUCUGCAGAGUUUAGAUGAAGUCUGUGUAUAUCAUUCUGGAGUACCUAUUUUCCAUGAGGGGAUGAAAUAUUGGAGCUGUUGUAGAAGAAAAACCUCAGAUUUUAAUACAUUCUUAGCCCAAGAGGGCUGUACAAGAGGGAAACAUGUGUGGACUAAAAAAGAUGCAGGAAAAAAGGUUGUUCCAUGUAGACAUGACUGGCAUCAGACUGGGGGUGAAGUUACCAUCUCCGUGUAUGCUAAAAAUUCACUGCCAGAACUCAGCCAAGUAGAAGCAAAUAGUACACUGUUAAAUGUUCACAUUGUAUUUGAAGGAGAGAAAGAAUUUCAUCAAAAUGUGAAACUAUGGGGUGUGAUUGAUGUCAAACGGAGUUAUGUAACCAUGACUGCAACAAAGAUUGAGAUCAUUAUGAGAAAGGCAGAGCCCAUGCAGUGGGCGAGUCUUGAACUGCCUACAACCAAAAAGCAGGAGAAAAAGAAGGAAGAUAGUGCAGAUUGAUUGGAAGAGAAACAGAAAGCUCUUGUCUGUUUUAGAGUUCUUAACGUGUGUGGUGAAAUAGUAGCUUGCUGCUGUAAUCCUUUUGUUGUUUUUUAAUCGCCCUUUUAGAGUUAUCAUGAGGUUCUUCAAAGCCAAAGUCUGUUAAUUUUUUGUGCCUCUAUCUUCCUUUUGAGUUUCAUAAUACGAUUUUUUGUGCCUCUUUCUUCCUUUUGAGUUCCAUAAUAUGAUUAUUCAGUUUCCUCACUAGUAUAAACAUAGUUGUUACCCCACACAUGAAGGGAGAGAAAGAACUCAUAAGCUGUAUUAUUUCUUAGUAUAAAAAAAACCUAGUAUUUCUUAGUAUAAAUUAUUAUAAGCAGAGAAAUAAAAGGAUUUUUUUUUAUCCUGAUAUCACUGUUACCCUUAAAUGGGAAAGCAAGGUGUAAUAUAAGAAAUUUAAUUGGCCUUUCCAUGAACUUUUGUUACUGUAAUUCUUGAAAACCUUUAAAGAAAAUAGUUCUGUUUGCUUUCCCCAAUGAGAUGGUUACUUCCUGUAGUAUUAGCCCUGAAGCAAUGUAGUCACCAUCUGUGUGUACUGCUCAUACAAUUCAUUUGCAAUUAAUUUAAUUUCAGAAAGCUACAUCAGUACCUAUAGUACUUGUCAAACAGUAUAAUUUAAGACUAUAGGAAAUAUAACUAAGAUUAUAGAAGUACCAAUUUUGUUUAAAAUUCAUCAUUUCAUAAGAGUAAGCAAUAAUGUUUAAAAAAUUUCUUUUUUAAUUAUUUAAAGGUCUUUGUAUGGUGUUUUAAUUAAAUUGUAUCUAAUUUAUAGUCUAAGCCCUCUUAGGGAUUAUAUCUGUCUCCCAGAUGAAAAACUGUAUCUGUAAAAUUGUGACUGUGUAGCUUUGUUGAAAUAAGGUAUGUGUGAGGCUUGAAUCUGGAAUGCCCUUGCAGGCUUGUUUUGAACUGUUGGUCCUCCAACCUAUGGCUUAUUUUGAAGGCUGUGGAAUAUUUAGGAUGUUGGGCCUGGUUGGGCUCUCUGAGGUGAGCCUUUAAUGAUUAUGCAGCCUGCUGGCUUGCCUGCGGUCAGGGCACGUGAACCACUCUGUCCAGUGCUCUCAGUGCUGCCUCCUCAGCCAUCAUAGACUGUAUCCUCUGAAACUGUGAGCCAAAAUAAACCUUUCCUCCCUUGAGUUAUUUCUGUCAAGUGCUUUGGUCAAGGCAACAAGAAAAAAUGACACUACAGAAAAAUUAGGAGAGUUGUGUCUUAUAUGUUAAUGGAGUUGCCUAACUCUUUGGAGUUACUUUAAGUGUUUCAUGAAGAGGUUGACAAGUUUACUAAUACAAUAUUGGUUACAUAUUGUACUUCAUUUACAUUAAUUAUAUAUGACACAGAAUUGCUUGUUUAUGCCAAUUACAGCCAUUAAUGAAUGGGUUACUUUUUGAGGCACAGCUCAAGGGGAAACUUGUUAUAUAAAAGUUAGAACUCUAGCAGAACUUAGUAAAUUGGUGCCUUAAACUUGUAUAAGUCAAAAUGAAAGUUAAAGGUGUUUACUUCCCAAACUCUUUGGUAUUAAUGGAAAUUCUUACAAAGAAAGUUUGAGUAUAGCCAAGAUAUUAUUUUUAGCAAGUAAAGAAAUUAGGACAGGGGCUGGAGAGACAGCUCCCUUAGGAGCAGCUAUUGAGUUUGAUUCCCUGAACCCAUAUGGCAACUCAUAUACUUAAAGGAACUCCAGUUAUAGGUCCCUCUUCUGGACUCCAUGGGCACCAGGCAAGUAUGCAGCGCACCUUAAAUACAGCAGGCAACCUGUAUGAGUCAUUCUGCUAUUAGCAAAUAACUAUUAGAGAUAGUAUAGUUCUGUCAACAAAUGUAAAGACACAAAUUUAGUCUUUAAGCUUUGAUGAUACAAGAACAUGCUAAAAAAAAGUUUUGGCAAUAAAAAACUGGGAUCCAAAUAGUGUCUCUAAGUUUCUAGUUAAACAUGAAUUCAUUUAGCAAAGAGAUCUAUCUUGUUUUCUGCCAGAGGAAAGAGGUUGAAAUAUUUUGAUUCAAAAUAUUAAUUAUACCUGUAUCACUUCCUUGUUGAGACUUUUGUUAUUCCUUGAAUGGUAGUUUUGUCUGUUGGGAUGGUACUGUUGAAGCAAGUGAAGUUUUCAGACUUGGUUGUGCAACACUGGUUUUAUUUUUCAUACAGUUGUGAAGUGGUUACAUUUGUGACUAUUUAAAUACUGUUUUCUUUCAGAACCUCUGGAUGUCACUCAGAUACAAAUUAAGUGAAAUUUACCUUAAAGUCUGGCAACAGAGUUUUUUUUUUUUUUUUAAAGAAGAAUGUUUUACUCUGUCAGUUUAUUAAGAAAAGUUAAUGAAAUGCCUGUUAGCACUAAGAAGUUAUUCCUGUUAGAUAUAUGCCUUUCUUUUAUUAUGGCAUCAAAGCAGUCAAAUCUAAAUAUAUUUUAUACAUGUUGUUACUCACUUUAGCAUGGGAAACUUAAAUGCUAUUUUUCUUGCCUAGCUUUUGCUUGCACAAAGGAAUUAAUAUCCUAAGUUGACCUGUCUUUUCUAACCUCUUAUUUUAAAAUAACUUUAGGUUGGCAGAAUUACAAAACUAGUAAAGGAGUUCUUUAUAAUUAGUAUAUCAUCUUCCCAUGUUAAAAUGGUCAUGAUAGACAGUUUACAAAACUGAGACAUUAACCUUGAUAUAAUUUAAAGUAGAAUGUUUAAUUUUAACCUUUUUAGUGGAACCCUUAAAGUGUAAUUCUUGAAACCUGUCUUCUAAUUUAAGCCAGUAAUGUAAACAAUUAAAACAUGAACUGAAAUCAGAUGUUUAUAGGUCGACUGUAUACAUUUAGAGAACUGUAUGUAUAGUCAGUGCACUGAUUGAGCUUUGUCAUUUGUAUCUUAAUGCUGGGGGUUUUUGUCUUUACUAUACAUAGAACUUGUUUGAUUUUCUUCUUAAUCAGUUCAUCACAAUGAAGAGAACCAUUAAAACAUUUUUGCAGAUA
Messenger RNA from Peromyscus californicus insignis, 4105 nucleotides. RefSeq names its product cysteine and histidine rich domain containing 1 (gene Chordc1). NCBI's taxonomy places the organism in Eukaryota, Metazoa, Chordata, Mammalia, Rodentia, Cricetidae. Bases 125 to 1123 code for a protein of 332 amino acids. Gene Ontology annotation, biological process: centrosome duplication. The transcript has 11 exons. Gene Ontology annotation, molecular function: zinc ion binding. The record is from RefSeq and is a predicted model, not a curated record.